Messenger RNA from Cladophialophora immunda, 3658 nucleotides. RefSeq lists its product as uncharacterized. Gene Ontology annotation, molecular function: zinc ion binding; 5'-3' RNA exonuclease activity; RNA binding. Gene Ontology annotation, cellular component: nucleus. NCBI's taxonomy places the organism in Eukaryota, Fungi, Ascomycota, Eurotiomycetes, Chaetothyriales, Herpotrichiellaceae. Gene Ontology annotation, biological process: nuclear-transcribed mRNA catabolic process. The record is from RefSeq and is a predicted model, not a curated record. The coding region runs from base 237 to 3332 and encodes 1031 amino acids. The transcript is spliced from 2 exons.
UCACCAUCUCGACUCUAUUGUUUGCAAUUUCGAGUCUAAUAUGUUUUCUUCAUGGUGAUUCAGAUCUCACGCAAUCCUUGAGACCUCUCCUGUUCGCAGAGCGGGUGACAUUCUUUUAUUCUAUUGCCUCUGACAAUUGGGAGCAUAAUCCCUUGCGCAUUUUCCCAUAGGCACCGACACAAUCACUCAGGCUUCUACCUUCUUUUCCCUUUUUCGCGGCGUACCAUCGAGUCAAGAUGGGUGUCCCAGCUCUCUUCCGAUGGCUCACCAAAAAAUACCCUAAGAUCAUUACUCCCGUGAUCGAGGAACAACCGUACGAGAUUGAUGGCGUGCAAUAUCCUGUGGACACCACCAAGCCGAAUCCAAAUGGAGAAGAAAUGCACAACCUCUAUCUUGAUUUUAACGGCAUCGUCCAUCCCUGUUCGCAUCCCGAGAACAAGCCUCCUCCAGCAAAUGAGAGCGAGAUGAUGUUGGAAAUCUUCAAGUACACUGAGCGAGUUGUGAACAUGGUGCGACCGCGGAGAUUGUUGAUGAUCGCAAUCGAUGGGGUUGCUCCACGAGCAAAGAUGAACCAGCAACGAGCUCGUCGUUUCCGGUCAGCAAGAGAUGCGAAAGAGGCGGACGAAAAGAAGGCAGAGUUUCAAACACUCCUACGUCAACAGCAACGUGAUAGAGAUGAAGAUGAAAACGAAGAAACAGUGGACGACGUAAUCAAGAAAACAUGGGAUAGUAAUGUCAUCACACCUGGCACGCCUUUCAUGUUCAUUCUUGCUCAAUCUAUUCGAUAUUGGGUCCAGUGGAAGCUGAACACGGAUCCUGCCUGGGCUCAACUGAAGGUCAUAAUCUCAGAUGCCAGUGUGCCCGGAGAAGGUGAGCACAAGAUUAUGCAGUUCAUUCGUUCCCAGCGCUCAGAUCCCGCCUAUGAUCCAAAUACAAGACAUGUCAUGUAUGGGCUUGAUGCAGACUUAAUCAUGCUUGGAAUUGCCACGCAUGAGCCUCACUUCCGCGUCCUUCGAGAAGACGUCGAUGUCAGAGAUGCCAAAGCCAAAACCUGCAAGCUUUGCGGUCAGCAAGGUCAUUAUGCUGAGAACUGCAGAGGCGAAGCCAAGAUAAAAUCUGGCCAGUUCGACGAAAAAGGUACUACAGAGGAGCUGAAGCCAUUUGUCUGGCUAAAUGUGCCCAUACUACGUGAGUAUCUUGGCGCGGAGAUGUUUGUCCCUGGCCAGACGUUCCGUUUCGAUCUCGAGCGUGCCCUUGACGAUUGGGUGUUUAUGUGUUUCUUCGUCGGCAAUGACUUCUUGCCUCAUCUUCCUAGUCUCGAAAUCAGAGAAGACGGUAUCGAUAAGCUCAUUGCCAUCUGGAGGGACAACAUCCCUAUCAUGGGGGGUUACUUGACCUGCGAUGGAAGAGUUGACCUUGCACGUGCCCAAAUCAUUCUGCAAGGUCUGGCGAAGCAAGAGGAUGCAAUCUUCAAACGCAGGAAGGAAGUGGAAGAUAAACGAGCUCGGAACGAACAGCGGCGCAACCAGGCAAACGAGGCUCGAGAGGCUCGUUCUGCGAAGAGACGCCGUAGCUCGCCAGAUUACACUAAGGGUGGCAGGGCGGAUGCCCGAGUGCCCACCGGGCCUGUUGAGACCUUUGAGGCUUCAAACUUCCCAGUUCUGGAUUACAACUCCAUUGUGAACAGAGCUGCUGUGGACAAAACACUGGCGUCGAACAAAAGCGCAGCAGCGGUCCUGAAAGAGCAGAUGCUCGCUAAGAAGGCUGCUGAGACACCCACUAAGAACGGCGCUAAUGGCAUCAAUGGGACCCCGAAUUCUUCAGGUGGUAGUCCUUCGUCAAUAUUGGGCAAGCGAAAAGCUACAGCGCUGGAAGAAGAGUCAGAUAGUGCUGGCACUCCUGGAAGGAAUACACCAAUUGAGAAAAAGACUUACAACAGCGGAGAUCCCAACAACCCUCCGCCAGACACAGUGCGGCUGUGGGAGGAGGGAUAUGCUGACCGUUAUUAUGAACAAAAGUUCCAUGUCGACCCCCAGGAUAUAGGCUUCCGCCACAAGGUAGCCGAAGCCUACGUCGAGGGGCUGUGUUGGGUGCUUCUCUACUAUUUCCAAGGAUGUCCAUCUUGGACGUGGUAUUAUCCUUAUCACUACGCUCCAUUCGCCGCAGACUUUGUCGAUAUUGAGAAAAAGACCGUCAAGUUCGACAAAGGAACACCUUUCAAACCAUAUGAGCAAUUGAUGGGUGUCCUACCGGCAUCUUCAAAUCACGCCAUCCCGAGCGCGUUCCAUCCUCUCAUGACUGAUCCGGAAUCCGACAUUGUCGACUUCUACCCAGAGGAGUUCGAUCUCGAUCUCAAUGGCGCGAAGCAAUCCUGGAAAGCGAUUGUAUUGUUGCCGUUCAUUGACGAGAGACGGCUCCUUGCCGCCAUGCACACAAAGUAUCAUUUGCUGACGGAUGACGAGCACGCCAGGAACGAGCGGGGCCACGACGCUCUAAUAAUAUCAGAUCAGAAUCCUUUGUACGACAUCUUGGCCAUGAAAUUUUACUCGAAAAAAGCCAAAGGAGGCCCGAACACCGUGAAGUUGUCAAUGCAAAAGAGUCAGCUGGCUGGUGAGGUGAUCAAAAACGAAGAUUUCCUGCCUCAUAUGGACUUGGUGGGACCGCAAGAAGACAUCAGACUGGAGCCUGCGGUGGACGAUGAUCGCUCUCUGAACGUGUUUUUUACGAUGCCCCCUCCUACCCAUGUUCACAAGUCCAUGUUGUUCCCUGGAGUUGUCUUGCCUCCACCCGUUCUCGACAAGGGUGACCUGGCCAUGAUCCGAUCAAAGGCCAGGAUAUCGGGAAGGGACUUUGGCGGUGCGCCACUAUAUGACAAUACUCGACGUGACCGUCUCGAUACGCAGAAUCGAGGCGGACGCAUCAACUACGCUGUCGACCGACCUCCCUUUGAUGCAGGUCCUCCUGGGAUGCCGCCACCGAGUCAAUGGCCUCCAGGAAUGCCUCCGCCUCCCCCACCAGGCUACGGUGGCCAAGGAGGUUAUAGUCGCAACCCGCCACCUUCAAACGGAUACGGAGGGUAUGCAACGCAUACUUCUCAGGGCCAUGGUGGUCAGGAUCAAGGUUAUUAUGGAAACCCGGGACAGAACCAAUACUAUGGCGGCCAGGCACCGAACCAGUACCAUGGUGGCAAUGGACAAUAUCAACAGAAUGGCGGAAGGUCUUUCAGUGAUGGUUACCACCAAGGUCAAAAUCGGGGACCGCCAGCUAGGGACAACCGGAGUGGAAACUAUGGUGGCGGCGGAUAUAGCCAGGGCGGUUAUGGUCGACGUUGAGUGACCACAACACAACAUCGGAAUCUGCACGAGCAGGACUGUGUGGAUCAAUGAAAGGGCUGAGAAUGUACUUGAACAGAUGAGAGAGUUUGGAAGACAUCAGUGUUGGGCUGCUGUUAUUUGGCUGGAUGUAUAUAGUUCCAAUAAUGGAAUUGAGGCAACUGGGCUGAGUAGAGUGGCCUUCUUAGAUGGUUGCAGGGCGAGGAAAAAGUUCAUGGCGUUUCAAUGGCAUCAUUUUAGUCUACGUUCCGUUAAGCUUCCUAGACUAGACAUAGUUGCUGCCUUCUAUUAGAGUCUCACUCGAGGUGAGCUGGUGUACAAAAAAG